Molecule: messenger RNA, 1347 nt
Organism: Saccharomyces cerevisiae S288C
Lineage: Eukaryota; Fungi; Ascomycota; Saccharomycetes; Saccharomycetales; Saccharomycetaceae
Gene: SAD1
Product: mRNA splicing protein SAD1
Exons: 1
Coding region: 1-1347 (448 amino acids)
Biological process (GO): protein deubiquitination; spliceosomal complex assembly; mRNA processing
Cellular component (GO): nucleus
Molecular function (GO): cysteine-type deubiquitinase activity; zinc ion binding
Source: RefSeq, marked reviewed
AUGGAGGUUGAUAACAAAAGGAGACAUUCAGAAGAUGAGUUAAAACAGGAGGCAGUAAAAAAGAUAAAGUCUCAGGAACCAAACUAUGCCUAUCUUGAGACUGUAGUAAGAGAAAAACUAGAUUUCGAUUCUGAGAAAAUUUGCUGCAUUACUCUGUCCCCUUUGAAUGUAUAUUGUUGCCUCGUGUGUGGACAUUAUUAUCAGGGGAGACAUGAAAAGAGUCCUGCUUUCAUACAUUCAAUUGAUGAAAACCAUCACGUCUUCUUGAAUUUGACAAGUUUGAAGUUUUACAUGUUGCCGCAAAAUGUCCAAAUUUUACAUGACGGUGAGGUUCAAUUGUUGAACAGCAUAAAAUUUGCAGCUUAUCCGACUUAUUGUCCAAAAGAUCUAGAAGAUUUUCCGAGACAGUGUUUUGAUUUGAGCAAUCGCACAUAUCUGAAUGGAUUUAUAGGGUUCACCAAUGCGGCAACUUAUGACUAUGCGCAUAGUGUAUUGCUUUUGAUAUCGCACAUGGUUCCAGUGCGGGACCACUUCCUACUGAAUCAUUUUGAUAAUCAAGGGGAAUUUAUCAAAAGGUUAUCCAUAUGUGUAAAGAAAAUUUGGUCCCCUAAACUAUUCAAACAUCAUCUUUCAGUUGACGAUUUUGUAUCCUAUUUGAAAGUUAGAGAAGGUUUAAAUUUAAAUCCUAUAGACCCGCGUCUCUUCCUUUUGUGGCUAUUCAAUAAAAUUUGCUCGUCCUCGAACGACUUAAAGUCAAUUUUAAACCAUUCUUGUAAAGGCAAAGUAAAGAUAGCAAAAGUUGAAAAUAAGCCUGAGGCCAGUGAGUCUGUUACAGGAAAAGUCAUUGUCAAACCAUUUUGGGUUCUGACUCUCGAUUUGCCGGAGUUUUCACCCUUUGAAGAUGGCAACAGCGUUGAUGAUCUCCCACAAAUAAAUAUCACUAAAUUAUUGACUAAAUUUACUAAGUCAAGAAGCUCCUCUACUAGCACCGUUUUUGAACUAACGCGAUUACCGCAGUUUUUAAUAUUUCAUUUCAAUAGGUUUGACCGUAACAGUGAUCAUCCUGUCAAAAAUAGAAACCAAACGUUGGUGGAAUUUUCCAGUGAACUUGAAAUUUUGCACGUCAAGUAUCGCUUAAAAGCAAAUGUGGUCCAUGUGGUCAUUAAACAACCAUCCACAGAUGGAAACGCAUUUAAUGGUGAUGAAAAAAGCCAUUGGAUUACUCAGCUGUAUGAUAACAAAAGUGAAAAAUGGAUAGAAAUAGAUGGCAUAAAUACGACAGAGAGAGAAGCCGAGCUUUUAUUUUUGAAGGAAACGUUUAUACAAGUAUGGGAAAAGCAAGAGUGA